Messenger RNA from Hippoglossus stenolepis (Pacific halibut), 2393 nucleotides. RefSeq names its product potassium voltage-gated channel, subfamily F, member 1b (gene kcnf1b). NCBI's taxonomy places the organism in Eukaryota, Metazoa, Chordata, Actinopteri, Pleuronectiformes, Pleuronectidae. The transcript has a single exon. Gene Ontology annotation, cellular component: voltage-gated potassium channel complex; membrane. The record is from RefSeq and is a predicted model, not a curated record. Gene Ontology annotation, biological process: potassium ion transmembrane transport; protein homooligomerization. Gene Ontology annotation, molecular function: voltage-gated potassium channel activity. The coding region runs from base 122 to 1441 and encodes 439 amino acids.
AUCUGAGGAGGAAACAUUUUACGCACGGAAAUAAUGGACAUUCAUUCUGGUUAAAAACUAACGCUUUUUAAUUUUUUUUUAAUUAAAUGACUGAUAUUGACACAGGGAAACAUUAAAUACAAUGUGGACAAUCCCGAAGCCCAACUACAGGAGGGGUUUCUGCGCAGAGGGGGAGAUUGCUGUUAACAUCGGCGGAGUCCGGGUGGUGCUUUUCGGGGAUGUUUUGAACCGCUACCCGGAGAGCAGACUGGCGGAGUUAGUGAACUGUCCAACUCAAAAUCACGAAGUUAUCUCCUCGCUGUGUGAUGACUUCGAUCCGAGUAGAAAGGAGUUCUACUUUGACCGAGACCCCGAUGCCUUCAAGUGCAUCAUCGACGUUUACUACUUCGAUGAAAUCCACAUCAAAAACGGCAUCUGCCCCAUCUGCUUCAUCAAGGAGAUGGAGUUCUGGAAGAUAGACAAAAGCGUUUUAGAUGAGUGUUGUAAAAGUUACCUGAGUGAGAAGGAGGAUGAGCUGACGGAGAUUUCAAACAAGGUGAAGGUAAUAUUGGAGGAUAUGGAGGUGGACCAGUGCUUUACGCGCGCCCAGCGGUGCCAGAGGUUCCUGUGGCGGCUGAUGGAGAAGCCGGGUUCCUCCCUGGCGGCGCGCGUCAUCGCCAUCGCAUCCUUCCUCUCCAUCCUGGUGUCGGCGGUGGUGAUGUGCGUGGGAACCAUCCCGGAGCUGCAGGUGACGGACUCCGAGGGGAAACUCGUGGAGCACCCGAUAUUGGAGGGGAUCGAGACCGUGUGCAUGCUGUGGUUCACGGCGGAGUACCUCCUGCGUCUCGCCUCCUCUCCGAACAAGCUGCACUUCGCAUUCUCCUUCAUGAACGUCAUCGACUUCAUGGCCAUUAUACCCUUCUACGUGGUCCUGUCCCUCACCUACCUCGGCACCUCAUCCAUGAUGGAGCUUGGGAACGUGCAGCAGGCUGUGCAGGCGCUCCGCAUCAUGCGUAUCGCGCGUAUUUUCAAGCUGGCGCGCCACUCCUCCGGACUGCAGACUCUGACCUACGCGCUGAAGCGGAGCCUCAAAGAGCUGGGGCUGCUCCUCAUGUACAUGAGCGUGGGGAUCUUCGUGUUCUCUGCGCUGGCCUACACCAUGGAGCAAAGCCACCCGGAGACUCUUUUCAAGAGCAUCCCUCAGUCCUUCUGGUGGGCCAUCAUCACCAUGACCACCGUGGGCUAUGGAGACAUCUACCCCAAGACCACGCUCGGCAAGUGCAACGCGGCCGUGAGCUUUCUGUGCGGGGUGAUAGCCAUCGCUCUGCCCAUCCACCCCAUCAUUAAUAACUUUGUGGUUUUCUAUAAUAAGCAGAAAGUGCUGGAGACCGCAGCAAAACACGAGGUGGAGUUGAUGGAGCUGAAGUCUGGCAGGGAGGCGCGCAGGGAGAGUAGGGAUUAACAGUUUGAACAAGCUGAGACUUUCUGUAACUUUUUAUUGUAAGAGCAAGUUAAAAUCCAUGGUAAACGCUGAAAAUCACUGUCAAUCAUCAAAUCCACCAAAUUUGAAACUUGUAAAGAUAACGUUUACACGUAAAAAUUGAAGAGAAGACUUUGGGACCUGCGAGCACAUUGACGUCUGUACAUAGAGCCAUGAUAAAAAUGUUGUAUUUACUCUGCUGUUGCUUUCAUUUGGAAAUAUGUGAUGUUCUGCUUCUGCCUCUGUUCCAGUUACCUCUAACUCUUGUCAUUGUGAAGACUGUUGUUAUUAUGGGAGUAAAACUUGUGCAUGAAAAAAGAAAUGUGCAUAUAGAGUCGUUACAUAUGAGGGAAAAGGUAAAAAUACGAACUGAAAUUGAUUUACAGUAUUUACAGGUAAAGGAUGGAUUCAUAAACUUUUAGAGCUUUUCCAAAGCUACAGUAUGUUGAGUAAAAUGUUCUCUCUGUGUUCACAGACAUGUUUUCUUGUUGAACUUAAAAUAGAGGGAUAGGAGUAAAGAGAAACAGAAUUUCUGACUCGGGGGAUUUCAGCAAACAAAAUCUAUUUCACUGUUUAUAUGGCCACAUGCCACAAAUUGGGAAAAAAAAAAUUCUGAAAACAGCCUUACAAUGCAGCCCCCAGAAAAAGCUAUGUAAAUAAAAGUGAUUCAUUUCUUUAAUCAGAUUACUCCAGAAUUGAUUGUAGGGGAAAGUUACACUUAUCCGAAUGAUGAGUCGUGUGGAGCAGACAGUGAAAAAUAGUGUGUGCCACAACAACAAAAAUCAAGCUAAAUAAACCAAGACCAUGACAACACAUGUGCUUUCAUUAUACUUUCUCAACUUGAUUUAAAAGGGGAAGCUAUUCUAAUUUAUAUUGGCCCUGGAGACAUCUAACCCAGCCAGACCAUAACCACAGGUGGCUGAAGACUUCCAUC